Molecule: messenger RNA, 6122 nt
Organism: Tribolium castaneum (red flour beetle)
Lineage: Eukaryota; Metazoa; Arthropoda; Insecta; Coleoptera; Tenebrionidae
Gene: Smr
Product: Smrter
Exons: 7
Coding region: 779-5620 (1613 amino acids)
Biological process (GO): regulation of transcription by RNA polymerase II
Cellular component (GO): chromatin
Source: RefSeq, a predicted model, not a curated record
GACCUACCGUGCUUUGUUGUGCUUGGCUUUGCGGCCGAUUUUGGCCGAUUCCGGGCCCGCUUUUGGCCCAAAUUCGCCACGAGUGCUUGUUUUUGGCUGUUUUUGGUGAAUCUGGCGUUGGUUUAGUGCGGUUUUGUGCCAAAUUGUCGGUUUUUGGCCGUAGUGAGACGGAGGGCGGUGUGUCGGUGAUAGUAGCGGCCAGCGUCUAGCUUCAUCUCGCUUGUAGUAUGCGUCCUCCCCUUUGGAAAAGAUCGACUCAUCCGGACCUGUUUUCGUUUCAGCUUCGAAGUUUAACCAAGAUGUCGGGUUAUGGCGGUAUCUAUAUUAUAGAAUAGUGUUCCGAGUGUUUAAAGCGUAAAUUCGGCCCGAAAUAACCCACCCUGUGCUGUGUUUCGCGUUAUUUCCCCCCCAGUCAAGUGCGUGUGUGUCAACCACCCUGCGUCAACAAUCGACGAUCGGCCACGUUUCGCCCCCGAAAAGCGCGUUUUUGUCCCCAAUUUGGUGCUUUUGCCCGAUUCAUGUGCGCUGAGACACCCGGGGGGCCCUUCGUCGCUACAUACGUGGCCAAGCGCGCGCCAGCUACUUUCUCCGUUGCGAUCGCGGUGGCCUGGCAUACCAUGUAAAAUCGGGGGUGGUUUUCCCAAUUUCCAGUGUCUGAGUGCGUGCAGAAUAUGGGGGGCAGAGUGAAAUCAGUGGGGGCCGGACAAUACAGUGGCGGUUAUACAGUGUGUUCAUGAAUUGAGAAAAUCACCAGUUUUUCGGCGUAAAUGUAUAUGAUAUGGAAAUACAUUCCGUGAGAAUUGAACAUGGGCCUGUACAAACUCCGACAAUGUCAUAUUCGCAAAGACAACCCCAGAAUCAUAGACCGAACCACAGUCAAGCCACGACGGACAUUUACAAGCCUUCGCGUUCGCCAUUGUCGACAACAGCCCGCUACCCGUACCCCGCAUCCCCCCAACUCCCCCAAUCGCAGCCCCCGACCAUCAGUCAGGUGCAAGUGUCUCAGCGGUACCCCCCGGGGACGGCGAUCUACACGGGCGGUUAUCGCGACUACCGCCCCCAACGCAUCUCCCUCCUCCAUCCCGAAUAUGCGAGCGGACGGUCCCGGGAGAGCCUCCCUGGAGGCGCCGGCGUCGUCCAUCUCGACAGCGUCUCCCAGGGACAACAGCCCAUCAAGAAAAUACGCCUGCAGGAGCACAAGGAUAACAUACAACCUUUGAGGAUCGAUACGAGGGAGCAGCCGGGCACCUACAACCCCCAAGUGGAGGCCAUCUCCCCCACCCUCCCCGACCACCUCCAGCAGGAGGAGCAGACGUUUCGCACGACCAAAGACGAACUGAUCCAGCAGAUCGGGAAGGUCGAUCGUGAGAUUGCGAAAGCCGAAAGUCAGAUAACUAUCUUGAAGAAGAAGGAAAAAGAGUUGGAAGAAAUUGCAAAUAAGCCGUCCGUUAAAUCCGAAGUUGAAGAAGAUGCACAACCGAAGCAUCAAAGUCUUCCGCAGAAGAUCUAUGCGGAGAAUCGGAAGAAGGCACAAAGUGCGCAUGCCAAGUUGGAUUCGUUGGGACCGAAAGUCGAAUGGCCGCUCUACAAUCAACCGAGUGAUACAGCUGUGUAUCACGAAAACAAGCGGAAACAUAUGGCUUUCAAAAAGCGACUUUUGGAGUAUUUCAAGCGAAGACAUGCCGAAAAAGACGCAAGAAAUGCCUAUUUGACCGAAACGUACAGUAAGCUGAUGCAAGAAUGGCUGAGGAAAGUCGACAAGAUUGAAGGCAGUACGAAACGAAAGGCCAAGGAGGCGAAAAAUCGCGAGUUUUUCGAGAAGGUUUUUCCCGAAUUGCGAAAGCAACGGGAGGAUAAGGAAAGAUUUAAUCGUGUCGGCGCUCGCGUGAAGAGCGAAGCCGACAUGGAGGAGAUAAUGGACAACCUCCAAGAGCAAGCAAUGGAGGACAAGAAGAUGCGUAGUUACGCCGUGAUCCCGCCCAUUCUUCUCGAUUCGAAAGAACGCAAAAUCACGUAUCAGAACGAUAACGGCUUUAUCGAGGACAUGGAAAUGGUGUAUAAGAGUCGGCAAUUUCUCAAUAUAUGGACACCCAGUGAAAAAGAAGUUUUCAAAGAGAAAUACCUCCAACAUCCGAAAAAUUUCGGUGUGAUCGCUUCGUUCAUUGAACGAAAAUCGGUCGCGGACUGUGUUCAAUAUUAUUAUCUUAGCAAAAAGACCGAAAACUAUAAACAACUUUUAAGGAAGUCGAGACAGAGGACGCGCUCGUCGAGGAACAACACGCAGAAGGUCAACAGUAGUGCGAAUACCUCGGUUGUGGAUAUUUUAACGACAGGGGUGACGACCCGCCUCCAGCGCGAGCAGCAACAACAGCGCACGGUGGUGCAACAGAACCGCGAGCCGGUUUCGGAGGCGCCCCCCACGUCCACCGCCCCCACGUCCGUCCCGUCAUCUACAACAGCCGCCACCACCACCUCCACCACAACGACGGCCAGUUCGACGCCGCCGUCGACAAGUCCUUCAGCUACGUCUACAACAACAGUUACUGUUACGACAUCGGCGACGGCCACCCCCACCGCCGCCGCCUCCUCGACAACGUCGACGACGACUACGACAACGGUGGUCUCCACCGCGACGCCGGUCAUGUCGACGGCGGCGUCAGUGGUGACGGCUGCAGCGCCGCCAACGUCGCCCAAACCGGCCGAUAACGCCACCGCCGAUAACAACGCCGCCGCCGCCAAAACCACCUACAAUGAAUUCAAUUCGACGACGACGACGACAACGUUUGACGAUUAUCGAAGUCAAAAGUUUUUUGGGGACGACGCCAAGGGGGACGGUAGCGCGACGGCCGCCGACGCGGCCCACGAUGGCGUCGUCGUCACGGUAAAGAAAGAGAAUGAGCCGUCGGUACAGGAAGUCGCCAGUGGCGACCAAACGACCUCUGCGACUCCAACGGCGAUCGCCGAAACCAAAAAGAAGAAAGAGAGAAGAAAAGACAAAGAGAACGCCAAUGUGGAGACUAGUGACGAGGAAAACGCCGAUAUACCGGAUAAAACCAUCCAAGGCACGUGUAUCGUGUGUCAAGCACAGCUGGGCCCUCAUCUGCAGUCGCGCCCUCUGGUGCCAAGUCAGGCGUCACAGUACGGCUUGAGGGAGGAUCAAGUACCAGGCGGGGGUCGAGUGUGUAACACUUGUCGGUGUAAAUGUGUGAGGUCGAGGUACACACACUGCCCCCUUCCCUCAUGCCCCAACUCACGUGGGCGGGUCAAACGACUCCGGUCUUUCCCCCAAAGAUUGCAAGAUUUACCACCGGAUGUGCGGGAGCCCCUCCUUGCGGAAUUCCACGUCCCGAGUGGCGUUACAAAGUGUUGCUCCGCCUGUUUUAACCGAAUUCAACGUCGGUUAGGACCGGUUGAAGAAUGGACCGAAGACGAAAUCAACCAAUUAAAGAAUUGUCUAACCGAAAACGGUGCUAACUGGCAGCUGAUUGGCGAACGUUUGAACAAACCGGCCAAUCAAAUCCGGGCGUUCUAUUCCGCCAAUCGCAAACGUCUGAAUUUGGAGAGUUGUCUAGGUGACCGCAAACCAACCUUAACCGAUGAGGAAGAAAGUGGCUCGAGUACGUCAAGCUGUGAGGAACCAAUGAGAGACCGACAUUCCAGUGAUACGGCAAGUGCGGCUGAAAGCCCGCCCCAAGCCCCGCCCACCAAUCAGAACCCGUCGAAAAAGGAGGAUUACGAUUCGUCGGCGACCGAAACAGCCGACGAAGCCCAAACCCCCGAUCACUAUCAAGGCUCCGCCACCAUAACCCCAGUCACCAAUGACGGACAAAUCCGACAGAACGCCUCCCCAUUAAGUGUCAAAGACUUGGUCCUCAACGUCAUCGAAUUCCAACUAAUGAAGAAUCCCGGAGGCCAAGUCCAGAACCCCCCAACUAGUGGAAUGGCCCCCACCAUAUCCUCAAUCCUCAAUAACGACUCCUCCGAAGUCACAAUCGUGAGUGAGUACAACCUCAAUACACGCCCACCACGAUCCGACAUUUCAUUGGCUAAACUCGUAACGCCCCUAAUCGGAGCGACAAUAACCCCAGUCCCGGCCACGCCCCACCAACCCCCACCCGAACCCCGAAACGACCUCGUCGUCCUCUCCGUACAAGACCGCGAACCGGAAACGCUAGACCUCAGCAUUAAAAAACCAAGAGAACCGCCUCCUCCCGCCCACUCAAAACACCCACCAAUGCACCGCGAGUAUCUCCCACACCACGCCUUCCCAAUCCGCACCCAACCCAAACUCCCCUCCCCUAAACCAGCCAAUCCCAAAUCGGGCUCCAUAACUUUAGGCACGCCCAUUAUAAACCAACCACGCUACGAGGGCUUGCUCCGGCAAAUGGCCCCCGAGACCAAAAUGGGCUCGAUCACGCAAGGCACGCCCAUCCACAUGCCCCACCUCCAGGAAAAACGCGUCUAUGAGUUUUUUAAUAAAAGGGGGCCCCCACCUUCAGGGGGCUAUCAAUACCGACAACCGGCGGCCUACACCGUCGAACAACAAUUAAACUCGCGCCAAAUCAUAAUGAACGAUUAUAUAACAUCGCAACAGAUGUUGGGGCGGCGCGAGAAACCUUACUACGCGCGGACUCCACCCCCUAGCAACCAGAACCAACAAAGACAAGGGGUGAUUCAAAGACACACCCGCCCGUAUCUGCCCCCAGGCCAUGAGGCACUUUCGAGUCUCGUGGACGUGGCCGUACAACAGCCCAGUCUGCCCGUCCCGACAGCCCCCCACGAGGGGCUCGGCAAAACAAUGGCCGACAACAUAAUGGAACAACCCCAUCGCUUCCAAAUCAUCCAACAACAGAUGCGCCAACAACAGCGAAUGGAGGAACAAAGACGUAUUGUUUAUCAAAACUCGCGCCACCAAUCGCGCAACACUGAAACCUCCCUGACAGCGGCCAGCUUGAUCGACGCCAUCAUCACGCAUCAGAUCAACCAGACGAGUGAAGGCGGCCGUGAAGUGAUAAACAACCCGCGUGAACAACGUCCGGGAGACCUACUCUUCCAGAGUUUCCAUCGGGACCCCCCGCCCAACAACCCGCCGAAUGACAACGAGCGGCCGCCGAGUGUCAUCAGUAUUGAUCUCGAAUCGGAUACUGUCAAUAAGAAUUUGACGGUGAAAGAAUUGACAGAUUCGGUGAUAAGUCACGAUUUUAGCACGCGCGGUCCGAAUUAUCACUAUAUGCGGAUUCAGAAGGAUGAUAAGCGCUCGGCUACGCCUCAGCAGGACGAACGCCAGAUUAUACGUAUUGCGCAGCCGCAGAAGUAUCACGUGGAGCCGGUGUCGCCGCCUGACAACCACUGGGGGCGCUACCAGCAGCAGCAGCCGCAGAAUCAGCACAUCUCGGCGCUGGAUUACGUGAAGAACCGAAUUGUGGAGGUUAUGCGGACGGAGGACGACAAGAAGGAGGACAGUCAGGAGAAGGAGAGGAGCGACAGUCCUGGCGAAAUGGUGAUAGACGAGGAGGGGCAACAAUUCGGGCAUUGUUACACUGCCAAUGACAGUUCGAGGAAUAACGAGCCGAAGCCGUUGCUUUCUGCGCAGUACGAUCCGUUAUCGGACGAGGAUUAGAAGUUAGGUUAAUGUCCAAUAGGAUUCGAUUAAGUUUAAUUGUAGAUUAAUGUAAAUAACUUGUAUAAGGUUUUAUGUAAGGUUAGGGAUUAGUUACAUAACCUCAAAAUUUGAUAUUUAUGUCAAAAUGGCGGCAAGUCCAGUUUGCAUUUCCUAAACGUGUGUUGCUAUCGCGUGCAAUCAGUGUCGAACUUUCUUUUUCUGGAAAUGUAAAUAAACCCAUUCAUUAUAUAUAUAAAUAGAGUGUAAGGGUAAUAACUUGUAAAUACUUGUGAAUUCUUUUCCUCUUCUUUUUUUAAUUUUGAAUUCUGUUUUUACGAAGUAAUUUAAGUCUUUUGACGCUUUCACGUCUGCGCAAGACGAACUGAUGAUUUUUCUACACACUACAAGGACAAAUUAUACAAAAAUGCUUCCAAAAAGAUGUAUGUACACUGUCGAUUUUUUAGUUUGUAUUUUCAGAUAGAAAUUUGUUAUUUUGUUGAAAUAAAUUAAAUAUCAGUUU